Porites evermanni is the source of this 1020-nucleotide messenger RNA. NCBI's taxonomy places the organism in Eukaryota, Metazoa, Cnidaria, Anthozoa, Scleractinia, Poritidae. The record is from the annotation of a GenBank genome assembly.
AUGCAUGAUUUUUAUAUUCGUGUCAAUAGUCAUAUUGGACUUGCUUUUGUCUUUAUUUUCUCUUAUCCUAUCCUCAUCAAAGGCGAUUGUGGAAGAAAUGGUUACAACGGUGAUAAUGAAAGGCGCGUGAUGUGUUAUAAUCCUGAACUGUCGUACAAGAUGGCGAUUCUCUCAGCGGUAGCAUAUGAUCAAUCUCACCCUCAGCAUUGUCUUGAUCAAUACCUGCCAUCAACCAAAUUUCAACUUCAAACAGUUGUUACAAAGAAGUGUGACUUCCUCGAUAACAAGUGUGCUGGUUAUGUAGCGGUUUCGCAUUCUUUGCGAGUGUUGGUCGUCGCGUUUCGCGGAACUGAAAGCACAUGUCGACUUAUCAAUGAAUUGGUAGCGACCAUUCUUACCCCACCCCAAGAUUUUCUUAAUGGCAAAGUUCAGGCCUAUUUCAAGACGGCCUUUGAAGAUUUAUGGCAGUGCAUGGAGCUGAAAGUGAAAGCUCUAGUUUCAAAGAAUCCCUCGUAUGAGGUCUGGGUUACAGGGCAUUCUCUUGGUGCUGCCUUAGCGUCCUUGGCGAGUGCAUCGCUUGCUUCUUACAACAUCGCUGCACGUCAAAACAUCAUCUUAUACACGUUUGGGAGCCCACGAGUUGGCGACUACAAAUACUCUCUGCAACACGAUCAGUUAGUCAACAACAGUUGGAGGGUUGUAAAUUUUGACGACAUAGUGCCUCAUCUUCCUCCCUUGAUCCUACCGACCAUAAAAUCUGGUCCCUAUCACCACGGUGUUGAGGUGUUUUACAGCGAAAAGGCCAUCAGUGUGGAUUCUGCACACAGGGAAUGUUAUGGAACACCGCACGACGAGGACAAAUCAUGCAGCCGCAGCAAACAGCCCUUAGAUUUACCAGAAUCCAUUACGCGACAUAAAAAUUACUUUAACAUUACAUUUGGAACCUUCUGUAAAGAAUGUUCGAGCCUACAAGAAAAGGCGUUCGAAUUUCGAAAAGAAAGUUGUACAUCCUAUAUUUAG